AUGUCUAUCUCAAAUGAUGGCAUAAUUGUUUCCUCCAUUCCUCACCCUUCAUUAUCUUGGGAAGAAUGUGACGCAACUUACCUCUACGAAUUAAAGUCUGAUAACACCUUAAUUAAGCAUAAAAGGUCUUCAACGGUUAAACUUAAUCGACAAUUUACAGAUAGUGAAUCAGUAGAGCACAUACCAGCAAACGUUAUAGAUGAAUUCCAUCAUAUACUCACUCAAGCUGUCGACAAACGCGUUAGGUGUAUACCCACCCACAACAAGACAACCUCGAACAUCAAAGAAUGCAAACUAGCUGUCUUGUUCUCUGGUGGCAUCGACUGCACUAUGGUUGCACAUCUGGCAUCAAAACUGCUACCAAUUUCUGAACCUAUAGAGCUAAUCAAUGUGGCAUUCUGUGCUACUCCAAAUGCCUCCCUUGAAACCGUUCGUGAGGUGUGCAGUCGGGCACCUGAUCGUCAAACAGCGUUGGAAGCGGUGGGGGAGCUAGAAAAGCUGCAUUCAGACAGAGAGUUUAGACUAGUAAAUGUUGACAUAUCAACAGAGGAUUACAAUUGUGAAAAACAGAACGUUAUUGAGCUUAUGUAUCCAAAGAACACCGUUAUGGACCUAUCACUCGCUGCUCCACUAUAUUUUGCAUCGCGCGGAAACGGGCAUCUCUUUAACACAGGGGAGGACUACACAACGCAAGCCAGAGUACUGUUGAGUGGACUCGGAGCAGACGAGGCUUUGGGAGGGUAUGGCAGACAUCGAGUGGCAUAUCAGAAAGGAGGCUGGGAGGGAGUAGCAGAUGAGCUAGAGAUGGAUUUGGAUAGAUUACCUUCCCGCAAUUUGGGACGCGACGAUAGAGUGAUCGCGCAUCAUUCACGUGAAGUCAGAUUCCCAUUCCUUGCUUAUCCACUGCUUGAGUGGCUGAGCAAACUGCCGCUGCACCAGAAGGCUGAUUUUAGACAGGCGGAAUUGGGCGAUAAGCGUCUUUUACGCAUAUUGGCAGCAUCAGAAGGUCUGAUGAGCGCAUCUAAACGCGCCAAACGCGCUAUGCAGAGGCAGCAAAGCUAA
Wallemia ichthyophaga EXF-994 is the source of this 1062-nucleotide messenger RNA. Its product is annotated as Asparagine synthetase domain-containing protein 1. The coding region runs from base 1 to 1062 and encodes 353 amino acids. Gene Ontology annotation, molecular function: asparagine synthase (glutamine-hydrolyzing) activity. The transcript has 5 exons. Lineage: Eukaryota; Fungi; Basidiomycota; Wallemiomycetes; Wallemiales; Wallemiaceae. The record is from RefSeq and is a predicted model, not a curated record.